UUGUGUGUGCCAUACAGGGCCAGACAUGUGCCCGUAUCUUCGGGUGUACCCCGUCCGUCUUAGCCGUUGCAACAGCAUCAGCAGAUGGUCGGAUGGCAGUGGCCUCCUCUUUCUGCCAGCUGAUGACAGGCAGUAGUAUGUCGGUUCUCUUACAGCUCAGCAAUCCUUUGCUCGUGCCUCCUGGUCCGUUGCUGUUGUAGCCACGGUAUUGGCUGCAGUAGAAAGAAGUGAUAUUUACUUAUUGCAAAGGCUUUGCCACUCUCUGGCAACGAACAGGUACACCCCUUGUUUUGCCUUCCGACAGAUUAGUGACAUAAAGGUAGAUAUUAGUCAAGUUGCGUGAGCAGCAAUAGUAACCAACUGACCAGCAGCAGUCAGCCAGCCUGCCAGCCAAGAAGCCUUCUUUUACUUUAUCUUCUCUACUUUUAUCUCGUAAAAUAAAAAAGAAUCAGUUUGCCCCCCACUUUUUCGGGUCCGUGUGCAUUUCUUCGGCCUGUUGUCGUUAGCGAAGCAAACGCCCAUGCAACGAAGCUGCAAGAAAGAAAAAAUCGACAAAACGAAUUUACUACUAUAACCACGGAGAUGGACAAGUUAGAAGGGCCACAGUUGUAUCGUAGUUACUCUGACUAGAAGUGAUGUUGCAUCGAACAAAGGAAUAAAGUUCUGGCAGUGUGCAUGCGUAUUUCUCUUAGUUAUUAUUGUGUGACAGGAGUGUUUGAGUAUGUUCGAGAUCGAUUUCACUCUUUGCUGCCUCUGUUAGUUUUCGACGAGACUUUGGCCCUUUGAAGGAAGAUGACACAUACUGAAUACAGCACGUCGUGAUCGAGGCGGGCAGCUUAGACAGUGGGGGCCUUAAUCUUGUCAUUACGAAGCUGACGCGUUCCGUUGUUGCAUUUGGUUAUUUUUGAGGGAACUGAGUUAAUUGCAAUCGUUAUUGAGGCAUGGAAUAGGCGAUGCGGGCCGCAAAUCUACCAGUAUGAUAUCGUCUUGGAUUACAGUGGCGGCGAAAAUCGUCCUUCUACUAAACGCGGUGAUCCAGAAUUAAUAAUAUUAAUAGGGGGGAAGUCUUAUUUUCUCGCUUCCAUCUGCAGUUCUUCUCACCUUCGUUUUUCGCUGUGUGUGUAUGUGCGUGCGCGAAGAUAGUGAUCGGAUUAGAUCAUUGCAACUGAAAUAUGUAUCUGAAAACCGAUGCUGUACCAUUCAGGGUCGACUGGGAAAAUUUUGUUAUGAUCUUAAUUUGUUUAUAAUCAGCAUAUCACUAAAUAGCGUAUUGAUGCAAAACCGAUUCUCGAUGACAACAACCUGUUCUCAUGUUGUCUUGUGUUGAUAAAUUGUUCGCCUUCAUAUCCGACUCAUGUGUGAGGUUGACUGCUGUGCCGAAUGUCCUUUAGUACAGGGUAUAAAGGCGUCGUUGGGUGAACAACUGUGAAACCCCUUACACCAUACUUAAUCGAUUGUAUAGUCACAUAUAUAUCAAGAAAACCUGAAGGAAGUGGCCCGUGUUAAAGUGUUUAAGUGACCAGCCUUCGGAAAUUUCUGUCGAAUAGAAUUUGUGACUUUCGUCCAUUGUCGAACCAACGCCACAGUUAACCAGUUCAGGCAUAACCGAGUUCGAAAGUCUAACCGGACACCUUUUGGAUACACAAGAAAAACCAGGGAGUUUGCAAGAUACAUUCGAUUCAGAAAAAAUCUGUGACCCAACAACGUGUGCACGUUUGCUAUUUUUGCCGUUUUCGUUCGGAUUGUUGUCCUGCGUUUCGGUCCAACAGCAAUCAGGAUAUCGUCCAGCCAACAAGCCAACGUAGUGCGACCGGCUGGGUGUGACUGGUGUAAUGGAAUCUGAGGAAACGCGAGCGGGCCUACUUCAGGCAGUGGAAAUCGCCGUUAAAGAUUUGGAGAAACUGUUCUGCGGUGAGGAGCUCACACCACGAUUAUGGCAGGUUCGCUACCUAUGCCAACAGUUAGAUCAUAUCCUUCUUUAUGGCCUGCGAACGCCUCUCUAUGGUUAUUGGCCUUUCGUGGCGGAGUUCUGUCACGAGGAGACGACUCGUGAGAUCAUAUCAUUGCCACGAGUCAAUUCGAAUCUUGGCUACGGUCGCGCCUGGUUACUCGGGGCUCUUCAAAGCGGCCUGCUCGUCUGUUACUUUCAAUCUUUUGUCUACAAUCGAAAACUUGUCAACAAGUACUAUCUUGACAACGCACUACUCCGCGAUACUCUGCGGCUUAAAGUUACGAUACAUUAUCUUGCACGUCUGAGCAAUUUGAAGUUUGCUUUUGUCACGAACGAUUCCUCACUGGAUCAGGCGAAAUUUCUCUCGUCGAAGAAAGGCCUGGCGGUUGCGGAUAGCGCAGAUGAGAUUCCAGUACAGAACGGCGCUUUCUUGAUUAUUGAUCCCAACACUGGAAUCGAAAAGGUUGCAGACAACAACAAUCUCAUAGGAGAGCAGCAGAAGAGAAGCGCGCGACUGGGACAAGCAGCCCAGCUCGACGACUGGUCGCAUUCGUCUUCGGAAGACUGCGCCGUUCAACGCAACAACUAUUUAUACAAUAUUGGACAAGCUGAUCAGAUCAAUAACCCUGCCGACGCUCCGGAUAUAGGUGGUCACUCGUUGACUGUGCAGGCGGAUGUACACCUCGGGGUCUUAGAUGGAUCGGUAUCAGCUGGACAAAAAGACCAACUCGAUAGUCUGGGCGGACCACAUGGGCUUAUUGGACAGGAUGGUUUAAAUGGACCCGACAGCCUUGAGCAAGCCGUAGAGCUCGACGGGGACAGUGAUAAUGUGCUAGCAGUACUCAACGAACUGGAGAUGUCAAAUGCUGAACGUUAUGAUAUCGCACAGUUGCUAGCCAAAGAGUCGCUACUGAAAUUUGUUGAGGAUCUCUGUAAGGACGAAGAUGGAGACAGCUUUUACAAGGUGUUUUUGUGUUACUACUAUCGGGUAGAGCAACAGCAUUUAUCAGUGAUUUUUCUCGUUCUUACAACACAGAGGUUGCUUUUACUGAAGACUACCGAUGGCUACUCCCUAACCCAGGUGGCGUCGCUGCCAUUGCUACAUAUCCGUCAAUUGCGGCUAGCUAUGGAUCUUCAAGCGAUCGAAAUCGUUUGGACGUCACCCAGAGAGGUUUUUCGAACAGCUGCAUAUUCACCAAUGCGUAAUAUUUCGCGCGUGACCAGAUACCACCCAGCGGAUUGUGAUACCGGUGAGGUCGUCGAAGGCGUCGGAGUGGGCAGUCUUCAACUGGUGAUGCUUUCUGCCGAGCAAUGUUCAUGGGUAGUGGGUCAUAUCGAAUUGAGCUUAAGACGACUCGGCGUUCGACAGCAGGCACUCCCCUUAAUACGGCAUUCUUGUAAACCUGUCACGCUUCUCCUCAAGGAUUGGUCGACCGUUCGACACGUCCUUUGGGCCUCAUGCGAGCGAUUCGCGUCACGUGAUGCUUUCUAUGAACGACAUGCAAGUAUUGGUCCUCACGGCAUGAUUGUGUCACGUCUUUUCUAUCGACUUGUGCCGAAACGGCUUCCUAAACGAGGUAUGGAAAACACGAUCCUGUGGCGGAGUGCUCGAUUCGAAUUGAAAGGAGCGUCGCUCGAACAAUACGACCUGGAGAGCGACAUUACGCCAACAGCUGUCUACAAACUUGCGGAUCCGUCAUGUGGAGGUGUACAGCUCUGUAUGGAAAACCCUCGACCAUUUUCAUUUCGAGUUAUGUGGUCGACGGAACCUUCUCUUGAGCUGGCGGCCGAGAGCGAGUUUGAAUUUUCCGAGUGGCUUCAUACGCUACUGAGAAGUUUCCAACGAUACAAUAAGCAAAGCAGCUCAAAGGGGUCUUCUAAUUUUAACUCAUCUUUACAGCACGGUGCCGGGGGAAUCUCGAUGGGUGCCAGCCUUUGUAGCAUUGUUCUUGAGACAAACCGUUUAAUCGUAUUUCGCGGUUCAGAGGCGCUGGAAGCGACGCGCUUUUCAGACAUAAUUUCAGUGGGGGCAUAUUACAAUUCAUUUCUCGUCGAGUGCCGAGUACCGGGGUCAAACACCAUGGCAUCACAACAAAAACGUGUGUCAAAAAUUGGAAGCAAGAAAAAAGGAGAUGUCACUGACGAUGACGGCCUGUAUUCGUGGAUAAUUAGCUUUUACGGCGAAACUGAGGCUCAGCUGUUUCUUGAACAUCUGAAGCUGUCACACCCGGGCCUCACUUGUCGUGUUGUUUGGGAUUCAAUAACGCAGAGCAUCCUAUGCGAACCCCGGGAGAAGACGUUCAAUCAGCUAUGCUCGUACGCCGCUAAGUUUUGUGAUAUAAUCGCAUAAGCGUACAAUAGAUCUACUGCAUAUGCUGCUGGUCCAGUCCCUAGGUGUGCGCAACAAAGGUCAACGAUUACCCAAACGCGGCUACUAGAACCUUUUCUAGUUCUUGCAAGUCGAUCUGAUCGAGCUCAUACCAAGGAUCUACAUUUCAACUUCAGCUUCGAGCGGAAGCCCCCAAUACCAUUAGGCGGGACAGCAAAACGAGCGUAUUCUAUCGUUACUACAGUCACGUAUUUAAACCUGAAACGUCUACGUGAUUCCUUCUAAAUAUGGAACGUAUAUGUGCGCUGUCCUUGGUGACAAGUAAGAGUUGCCCUCUUUCAAGACUUGGAAACUUGGUCGGGUCAUUCCAGAAGUGGGAAUUAUAUAUGCUAUACUAAACAGACAGACGCUUCUUACUGAUGCGUUCCAUAUUAUAAGAGAGCACGCUUCCAGGAAAAGGAAAAAAUGACAAAAUGUCUUGCGAUCUUGGUGGUCCGGCCGAACCUAUGACUUAAGCUGCUGUUGUUGUGAUAUUUGGUGGCAUUGUGUAUGGUAAAACAUAUUCGUCAAUGCUGAUUGGUGAAGCUGUUUGGUCCAACGUAGUAAUGUGACCGAAACGGCAACGUAUUUUGUAGAGGAAAUGUAUUGGAAGCUGUGGAAAGUAAGAGUUAAAAGCAUUUCCGAUUAUUUACUUGUUCACUUUUAGUGCAGUUUCGAUAUUUAAUAUUGUAUAAAUGUAAAUUUACAUUAAAAUAAUAUCUGUUCGUCGGAAGAAACACUGAAUAUAUUUAUACCUCGCGUUUGGUGAGCAGGGCUUUGCAUAUUCUGACGGUGCGGAAUGAUGUUGCCUUAGUUCUAACCCAAUGCGUAUGAAAUGCCAAAUGGCUAAUUAGAAAUGUGCUUCUGAUCUUUAAAGUACGCUGGCGUAGCAUACUGUAAUUGUACCAUUAGACUGAAGAGAAAAAGACCUUCCUUCACCAGUCUACCGGCCAUGGAUAGAUAAUUAAAAUGCAUUCCCAGUCUUUCUAUUGAUAUUGCAUCUAGUAUGUGAUGUCUCCUGUAGGAACGAGCAGUGUUGUAUAGGCUUAUAUUGAUUCAAUACAAACUCGUUCGUUUCGAUUCAACUUCGAAAUAGGGGCAAAUUACUGUCUAAAAAGCUUAUAUUGAAAAUCGUGUUGGGCGCAAUUUUACUGAAUAGCUUUAAGCGUAUAAACUUGUAUAACUAAUGAAGUUGUUUUGAUUUCCUGACACAUACUAUAUAGACGCAAUGAUUUACUAUCAAGGUAUUGUAUACAGACAUUUCUAUAUAUAUAAAGACAUUCAGGUGUCUGAGCGUGUGUGUGCGUGUGUGUGUGUUAGUGUAUGAUCACUGUAUUCGACAGUUACGGGCGCGAUCCUUAGUAAAACUCUCCGAGGCAAACGCUUCGUGUCAGUGUAAUAUAGAUUUCCUCUAUUUUUAGAUAAGAAAAAAGGUUUUAGAUGUAUUAGAUUUGAUUUAUGUACGCUACAUCCAACAACACGGGCUGAAAUAUUGGUGGUGACGAUAUUAUAGAAAAUGAAAAAUACACCUUCUUUUUUUGUCAAAAUUCGGUCUACGUAACUCACUAUAGAUCAGCAUGAAGUAGAGCUACCCAUUUCAUGAAGAAUCGAUUAUUUUUUUGUUGAAAUUUAAAUGAGAUUUCACAAAUACGCACAGCUUAAAAUGACGACGCGGUUGAAAUUCAAUGAGAGAAGCUUGGAUCAUCGGGUAACUACGUUCCUCAAAUUAAGGUGCUAUUAGGAAAGUCAAAUGAAAUUGUCGUGACUGACCAAAGACUAAUAAAUAAAAUUCACCAAUUUAGCAGUUAUAUCCUCAAGUAAAUCUAUUCUCGAGAGAAAGUGAACGAAAUCGCUAAAAAGAUAAUGUCAACGGUUCUAAUGACAUCCACUUGCCUGUAGGUCGGUAUAUGUACACACUAGGACAUAUUUGGUAUCUUAUUUAGCAAUCGUAUUGAGGGUGAAAGGUUUCAGCCCUUAAAAAUAUACUGCGAAUAGUUACGCUUUCGAAAACUCUCACAGGGAAUCUGUGCGCUUCGAUCCCAGCAUGUAUCGUUUCCCAUACCAGUAACAUUGUUGUAGCGUUAGGAAUGGCAAGAGUAUCAAUUCUUUGUCAAUAUCAUAUUGUUAUGAGACCCUAUAAGUGAUCAUUUAUUUUUGGUUAAUUUAUUUUUUGCCACGAUUUUAUCAUUCAUGUAAUGCCUCUUCAACGCGUAACUUACAAGUUGGAAGUGCUCUUUUGACUGUAACAAAACUGAUCAUUCAGAAGUGGAUAACUGUUGACUUCCUUCAGCCCGUAUGAUCGUUACCGAAUAUCAUGUUGACUUGUUCGAGUGCGGAAUUGCGUUUAGUACGAGGGCUCACUUCCAACGCGGAAGGAACGUGUUCAGUCUUAAACUGUGUUUAACAUGCAGCUGCACGCUACCCUUGACUAUUAUGGGCGGACAGCUGAACAUGCCUGAGCAUGUCAUCGCGUUUGUUGGCUGACCCUGUGUCCGUUCAGCGAGAUACGUUAUUCUUUUUUCCUGGUCGAAGCUUGAUUCAACUGAACUCUAUUAAAUUUUGUCGUACCUUAGUCAUGAAGUCGACGUCUCUUAGUCUAUCUGAAAGCAACGUCCGUUUAUCGCAGAAGUAGUUACGACUUACUAAAAAAGCAUCGUACUGCGUACAUGUACGCAUCUAUCAUUCAAUGUACCUGAAAACUACACCAACACCUUGCUCCGUGUCGUAGUCACCGCGUACAUUCUAGUACUAUGAAUAGAAUCAGAUAGCAAACGCCUCCGAUUGUGCGUGAGUACGGCAACGAUUACGAGCUGUUACUGACUAGUAACGGCUUGCUCCCAAGACGACGUGUCCACGUACGUAGAAUAUAGUGCGAUAAAGAGAAACAUUUCGUUUGCGUUCAUCAAUACAGUGCUCAGUAGGAAAAUUUAUCGUCUCUGUAUCACUGAUUAUUAAGAUGCUAUGUACAAAUUUGCAGUAUGCGAUCGUGCCAUGGCAGCAGAGCAGUAAACGUACCGAAAGAACUAAACUAACUGAGCUUAGUGGCUUUUUGUAAAAAUAUAUAUAUUAUUGAAAAAGAAGAAGAAGAAGAACAUGUAUGUGGUCAUUCACGAAGUCAAUAGUAUUGAAACAAAUUGAACAGCAAACAAAUCUACUUGUUCUUGUCAUAUGCUACCACUUGUUAGAUAGUUAGUUACAUGAUGUUAUCGCGCUAAUUAGGGAAUAUAAUUUGUGAGAGUGUUUACAUUAAUUAUCUUCUUUUGCAUCACAUAUACGCGGAGUUUAUAUAUAAUUAUGCGAAUAAUUAAUGCACUAUUAUUGUAAUACAUCGUUGGUCGAAUGAUUUCUCUCACUGGAGUUGUGAACCAACUUUGUUAUUUCUUUAGUAGUCGUGACUCGUAGGACAGUCUUAAAUACAGUGAGAGUUGUUGCUCGUAGGAAGAUCAAGGUAGCAGACAAGAGGCAACAAACGUCGGAAUGCCUGUCGAAUUGAUAAAAUAUACAGAAAGCUACCUAUUCGAAUAACAAUGCUGAUUGUUAUUAUUGUUUGUAAUCAAUUUCCUAUAUAUAUAUAUAUAUAUAUAUAUAUAUAUGAAACGACAAUAUGUAUGUUAUAGUCGUGUUUCAUAAUAGGUACAACAAGGAUCCUAACCAAAUGCCAUAUUCUCAUAGUAUCAAAUGACGUCUGAUCUGAGAUCUAUUAGAAUAUGUUAUCAGACGCCAACAGAUAGAUGUGGCGCAAAAAACAAAAAAAAAAAAAUAUAUAUAUAUAUAUAGUAAGCUAAGCCAGCGCAAUCGUCGUAAAGUUGUUCGGGCAACAAGUUCGAGUUAUAGUUCUCUAGAGUGAGCGCAGAAUGGGAUGUACGCCCAAAGUUGAGCGAGCACGUGUUAGAGAUUUGCAAAAAUAACAGGAACCGUGAAAAAAACAAGCAGCUUAUGUAGGCACGUUUGAAACAAGUAUCCGCAUCCCACCCAUUGUAUCACGAACGCUUUACAGUUUAGCCACUCACCUACGAUAUGGAACAAAUGGAGAGCUAUAUUUUUGAGAAAUUAGUUAUCGAGAUUCAUAAAAACAGUAUUAUAUAUAAUCAUGGUUGGUCACAUUGAACGUGGUAAUUAUGAACGUGUGAGCCAUUUGCAAACGAGAAACACAUAGAAUAUAUAGCGCAUGUAGAAACAGGAAAAUGUAUCAAAUAUGAUCGAUAUAAAUAAUGAAACUGCUUCAUUCGACUCACCGUGAGUCGAAUUCAUAACAUUCGAAUAGAGAUUAACUUAAAUAUGAAUGAUAAAUGAAAAUAGUGUGCUUAAUGAGCUCGA
This is a messenger RNA of Varroa destructor (honeybee mite), 8636 nucleotides long. RefSeq lists its product as uncharacterized. Gene Ontology annotation, molecular function: kinesin binding. The record is from RefSeq and is a predicted model, not a curated record. Lineage: Eukaryota; Metazoa; Arthropoda; Arachnida; Mesostigmata; Varroidae. Gene Ontology annotation, biological process: lysosome localization; Golgi organization; regulation of protein localization. Gene Ontology annotation, cellular component: endosome membrane.